GAAACAUCAACAACAACAAUAAUGACAACUCAUAUAAUUCAUUGAUGAUAUACAUUUCUCAAAGAUAUCUCUUGGGAAAAAGAAAAAAAAAAAUACUCAAAAUAUUCUAAUCCAUUUUUCGAAUGGCUUCCUCUCUCAAAAUCACCAAUAUCCCUUACAAGAGGCUUUCUUUAGAAGAUGAUGAUGUCUUCGGCCAAACAACAAGAAGAAGAUCAUCAUUAUAUUCUAACAGGUUUAGGAGAGUGGUGUCAUUGGGAGGAAGAAGGAGGAUUAGGGUUAAAGUAAAGAUCCGGAGACUUAGGGGAUUUGUGAGGAAGAAAGCGAGUAGGGUUAAACUUGGAAUCUCAAAAUUACUGAAGAGGUUGAAGGAGAGUCAAUCACACUUUGGUGAUCUCUUUGCUGGUAAUUACCUUUUCAUGCAAGUUAAUCCUUCUUCUCUUAACACUAAGUAUGUCUUUGACAAAUCUUUUCAAGACCGAAAUGGUAACUUGCCCUCUAAAUUACCAUCCCCUAGAGUGAGUUCUUAUGUAAAGACGGAUCUACAUAAACAUUAAGUUUAGUUAUGACCAAAAAGAAAAUAAAAAAGUUAUGGUUCUGUAUUUUUCUAGUUACACGUGGUUACUUAUGUGUCUGGUUUGUAACUGAUUUGCGAAGGAAAAAUUUAAUACUUAUGAUACCGGCUUGAUCAUA
Messenger RNA from Camelina sativa (false flax), 690 nucleotides. RefSeq lists its product as uncharacterized. NCBI's taxonomy places the organism in Eukaryota, Viridiplantae, Streptophyta, Magnoliopsida, Brassicales, Brassicaceae. The record is from RefSeq and is a predicted model, not a curated record.